AUGCUCUCUCUGGCCCUGAGGUCUGGUCCCCAAAUCGUGGAACCCAGCUUGUUUGCUGACGACACUUCGAUCUUCCUGUCGGAUCCCAACCACAUCCAUGCCCUGUUUGAAGUCUACGCAACAGUUGGCAGGGCUACCAACCUCAAGAUCAACGAGGCCAAAACCUCCGUCCUGCGUCUCGGCCCCCUUCGGGAUGCCGAUCCGCCGGACGGCUUGGCUCAUCUCCAAUGGGUACCUCCUGACGGCACCACUCGAGUCCUUGGCGUGCAACUCGGCUACGGCGAUCUUGCCAAAGCCAACUUCGAGCCCCUGCAAGCCAAGGUCGCGCGUGCGCUGGGUCGUUGGUCGCGCCACAGUCUCUCGAUCGCUGGCAGGGUCCUGAUUGCCAACGCGAUCGGACUCUCCCGCGUCUGGUACCACUGUCGCUUCAUCCACAUGCCCAACAAGUACUCCAAGGCGCUGUCCGACACUGUCAACAAGUAUCUCUGGAAAGGCCGAUUCUCCCCGGUCGCCAGGAAGGUUGUGACCGCUCCUCCCAAAACGAUCAUGUUUGGGCUUGGACUCAUCGAUCUCCCCACCAACAUUGCAGCGACGGCUGCCCAAGCGCUAAUCAACUUCCUGUCGCCUGUCCCCAGCUUCUGGAAGUUGGUUGUCAACCACCUCGCCGAAGUGGCUGACAGACCAGCUCGGCUCUCCGACUAUCCUGUCGCCGAGUACACGGCCAUGCAGCGGCUAGUCGCCAAAUUCCCAUUCAGACUUUCGCUCUCGGUGUUCUGGCACCAUGCCUUCAGGGCGUGGCGCAGGCUGCUCCCUUUCUCUGAGCCUCCUCGCUCGAAGAAUGAACUGCUCGCCACUCCCCUCUGGCGCAACCCCAUGCUUGACAUGAUCGACUUCAGGAUGCUACGGAAACACGGCAUCUCGUACCUCCAUCAUCUCCACUCUGGUAAGAAAUGGCAGUCGGCCCGCGAUCUCCGCGAGUUCUGCGACUCCCGUCUGCCACAGGUCGAAGCCAGACUCCAAGUGAUCCGCUCCAAAGUCUCGCACAUCGACCCGUCCAAACUGCGGAUCGCCCCUGUGCGCUUCCGCGAGAACGAUUGGGUUGUUGACUCGUGGGGCUUCCUCCGCAGAAUCUUGGAAACUCCGGCCGCCGACGCCUUGUCUGUGCGCGUGAAGCCCUACGUGUUCCGCCUUCACGGUCAGGUUGUGGUGCCCAAGCACAUCCUCUCAGCCAGGCUCCCGCUUGCUGAACUCACCCCAGCAGUGGUCUCGGAUUGGACCUCUCCGUCUGCCAAGCCCCACACCAAGAAAAGCGACCUGCUGAUGCAGCUCGCUGAAGCCUAUCCUCCACCAAAACGCCCUGAGGUCGAAGGAUUCUUCUUUGGCUCUCUUAUGCGUCUCGACGUUGACCCAUCCCGGCUGCAGCUGCGUGGCGCUCCCGAGAACAUGUAUCGCUCGCUCUGCAUCGACAAAGACCUAGACGACCUUCGCCGCACCGCAAAUCGCUCCAGGAGGACGAUGCUCGAAAGCCGCCAUCCCUCUGAAAUUGAGAAUGCCCGCUACUGGCUGGCACUCUACCCCAAACACAUCGAGGAGUGCAAAAAGCGCGUGCACAUCGUGCGAUGCACCUCAUCUGACGCAUCGCUGCGCAAUCUUCGCCACAUGCUCACGCCCGCCCCGGUCAAACCAACUGCCCUGGUCGAGUGGGAGCAAAUCCUAGGACCCGUGCACUGGUCCAAACUGCGCCGCAACAUGAUGACCAAUCUUGUCCCGCGCAACCGUGCCGGCCUCAUCUGGCGCAUCGCUCACAACACCGAGUACCUGGUGGCGCGUUCGCCUGCGUCCACUGCUUCCGACUUCAUGGCACCCGUGCCCCUCUCGAAAACUGGCUGCACAUGA
This is a messenger RNA of Capsaspora owczarzaki ATCC 30864, 1896 nucleotides long. RefSeq lists its product as hypothetical. The record is from RefSeq and is a predicted model, not a curated record. The coding region runs from base 1 to 1896 and encodes 631 amino acids. NCBI's taxonomy places the organism in Eukaryota, Filasterea, Ministeriida, Capsasporidae. The transcript is spliced from 2 exons.